GUCACUCCUCGGAGCGCCCUUUCCGAGUCGGCCAGCUGGCACUCCAUGUCCAAAUUCCUGGACAUUCUCCUGCACAACACCACAUCCGAAUUUUCACCUCUGGCAUCCAAGUUGCUGCCCACUCCGCCUGGGACACCAUGCACACACGUGCCGUUUCGA
This is a messenger RNA of Symbiodinium necroappetens, 159 nucleotides long. The record is from the annotation of a GenBank genome assembly. Lineage: Eukaryota; Dinophyceae; Suessiales; Symbiodiniaceae.